AUGAAUCGAGGAUACCAACUCGGUGUUGACGUUGGUGGUACUUUCACCGAUGUAUAUGUCCUCACUCCCCACGGUCAAACCGUCCGAGCCAAAGUCCCAACCACAACCCCAGACCAAAGCAUUGGUAUUCAAAAUGGCAUCAAGAAAGCACGCGAAACACUCAAAGCCCAAUUCAACUGGUCUGGAAAGUUCCAGUUUAUUCACCAUGGUACUACGACAGGCACCAAUGCUGUCCUAGAAGGCAAAGGCGCCCGUACCGCGCUGGUAGUCACGGCUGGUCACAAAGAUAUCCUGGCUUUACGUCGCUCUCAAAUCCCCGGUGGUCUCGGUGCCUGGUUACACUUUACACCACCAGAACCCAUCGUACCUUUAGAACGGGUAGUACAAUGCAAGGAGCGGAUGUCGGUGCAUGGAGUGCCGGUCAAGGCAGUGGAUGUUGAGGAUCUUCGACAGAGCCUCCGAGUGUUGAAAGGUCAAAAUCCCGAAGCUAUUGCUAUUUCACUGUUGAAUUCACACAGUAAUGCCUCCCACGAACGCGUGGUCCAGGAAAUCAUUCGCGAGGAGCUUGGCUCCGAUGUGGCUAUUAUUUGUUCUGCGGAUGUGUUGCCCGAGGUGGGCGAGUACGAACGCACAGUCACAACCUGCACAAAUGCGCUCGUCAAGCCGGUGGUCCAGACAUAUCUUCAGAAUCUUGUCGAUAAGCUCACCGUGGAAAGUGAUACUAUCCGGGUACUCAAAAGCGAUGGUGGCUUAACAAGCUUGGUGCUGGCCGGUGAAUUACCCGUCACUAUUCUCAUGUCAGGACCAGCUGGAGGAGUGACUGGAGUGGCGGACGUGGUGGCUCGUGGUACGCCGUACAAGAACCUGAUCACUCUGGAUAUGGGUGGCACCUCGACAGACUGCGCUUUAAUUUACAACGGUCAGCCUCAGCUACGACGGGAAACCACCAUCGACAACAUCUCUGUUCGCUCUCCUGCCGUGGAUAUCCACACUGUCGGAGCCGGUGGAGGCUCGAUCGCGACAUAUAUGGAACUCACAGAGACGUUACGUGUGGGCCCCGAAAGUGCAGGCGCAUCACCAGGACCUGCCUGCUAUGGGAACAACGGGAACCACGCGACGGUAACGGAUGCAAAUUUAGUGCUGGGGUAUUUACCCCAAACGCUGUUGGGAGGAGACUUCAUGUUGAAUAUGAAGGCGGCAAUUGCGGCCAUGGAGAACAUCGCAUCGCAAAUGAACCUUCCCGUCUCACAGGUCGCAGAGGAUAUCAUCGCUCUCACUAACGAGACCAUUUACGGCGCACUCCGCCUCGUCUCCGUGGAGCAGGGUUAUGACCCUCGAGAAUUUGCUCUGGUGGCUUUCGGCGGUGCGGGACCUCUGCAUGCGAAUGCCGUUGGUGAACUACUGGGGGCAUGGCCAGUAAUUAUCCCUCCUUCACCGGGUAUUCUCUGCGCCCAAGGUGAUGUCACUACCAAGAUGACCCUUGAAAAAUCCGCCACCUUUAUCCACCUAGUGUCCGAAACGACCGCAGCCAUAGCGCGAGAUCAGUAUUCUCUGCUAGAGAAACGGGGUCGGGAAACCCUUGGGAGAUCAACAAGUACAUCUUGGUCCAUCACAUGGAAGACACAGUACCAGGCAGACCUCAGGUACAAGGGCCAAGCGUUGACAAUUACGGUCGAUCUGGAGGCAGAUGAGUUAGCUCUCAGCACUGAAGCGUGGCAUAACGUGCUCCGGGAGAAGUUCGACCGCCAGCACCAGCAACUUUUCACUUACUGCCUACCGAACUUUGAGUUGGAACUGAUCCGGCUGGGAGUUAUUCUCAUUGAUGACUCGCCAGUCGUUGAUGUUCCACAAAUUGCAAAGGCGUUAUCCAAUGACCCACCCCCGACAGCGAAAGUUGGGGAGCAGACCGUUAUCGUGCAAGGCCAACAGCAAAAAUCUAUAUUGUGGGAUCGCUCAAAGAUCAGCCAAGAGGGUGUCCGGGUAACAGGACCAUGCAUCAUCACGGAGAUGGACAGCAACACAUUGAUUCUCCCCGGCUAUUAUGGAGAGAUUGACAGCGUGGGGAACAUUUUGAUCAAUCCAUUAGAGAAGUCCUCGGAUGCGACCAGUCAUACGACCCAGUCUGCUAGUGAUCUCGUCAAAAGUACUCCCCUGCUUCCCACCCUAAUCUCUGCUGCCCUCGCCUCUAUCCGAGGCGAGAUGGAUAAGAUGAUGCUACGGUGCAGCAUGUCGCCAGCCAUUCGAGAGCAACAAGACGAAUUCAAUGUCAUAACGAACAGCAAAGGACAGAUGCUGGUUGGCCAGUUUGGCAGUUUCAUCACCCAGUUCCUCGAGGUUUGGAAAGGGACUAUCGAGGAAGGAGACGUAUUCAUCACCAAUGAUACCUACCAGGUGCAGGGGGCCAUUAGCCAUCUAAAUGACGUUAUCGUUUUGUUGCCUAUCUUUUACGAGCAUCGAAUCAUUGGCUGGGCUUCACAGUUUGGUCAUCUCACGGACGUCGGUGGUAUUGUUCCCGGAAGCAUGUCUAUCAACGCCACGUCCGUGUUCGAUGAUGGUGUCCAGAUUCCCUGCCUUAAGCUCUACAGUCGCGGUGUCAUGAACUCUGAUCUAGUAGAGCUUUUGUGCAGGAAUUCUCGUCAGCCCGACUGGUAUCGCUCUGACCUAACAGCAAUUGUCGCAGCAUGCUCUAUGGCCGCUAGACGAGUUUGCGAAUUGGCUACUCGGUUUGGCUGUGAGGUCUACCUAGCUGCCUCAGAUGAGCUAUUGCACCGGAAUCGUGCUGGAUUCGCAAAGAUCAUUGAACGCCAGUUCGACGACAAGGAGAGCAAGUUCACGGACUUUGUUGACGACGAUGGUCACGGAGUUGGACCCUGGGCUCUCUGCUGCUCUAUGAAAAAGAUUGACGGCCACAGGCUACGGUUUGACUGGAACGGGACUUCUCCGCAAAGUCAACACAGUAUCAACUUUUAUCUCUCGGAGACCAUGUUCAAAAUGUUCAUUGGGUAUUAUCUCAUCGCGGCUGCUGCACCGGGCACUGUGAUCAAUGACGGAUUCCACGACCUUAUUGAUGUGUAUAUUCCCGAAGGCACUGUGCUCAAGCCCGUCCGGCCUGCGCCAAUCUCUUGUCGCACUCAUCUCAUGGGUCGUACCCUGGACAUUAUCCAGGCCUUGAUCGGCCAGAAGAACGAAGCAUAUCAGGCCGCAGCAGGAUUCAGCGACUCCCCUCACUUCUUCUAUUCCGGCUUCAAGCCUGACGGCGAAUGGUUCCAGCUUUACCAGAUCGGAUUCGGGGGCGUCCCCGCACGACAGGCUGGUGAUGGUCCUGAUUGCCAUUGCCUUUUCCCUGCGAUCAAGUCCAUCCCCACGGAAAGCAUCGAGCUCAACUAUCCAUUGCGUAUCGAAGCAAAUGAAAGCGUCGCCGACAGUGGCGGUCCUGGGUUCUACCGGGGUGGAAAUGCCCAACGCACUGAAUAUCGGUUUUUGUGCCGUGGUGAAUUCAGUCUCCACGACGAUCGGUGGUUCACCAAGCCAUGGGGUUUGAAAGGUGGCAAACCAGGCCAGAGAUCACGAAAGACCUUAUACAGGUACUCAAAUUCAGCUGAAAAUCCACCUAUUGAGAUUCUUCCAUCGAAAUGCGACCACAUCCGCGUUGACAUUGGUGAUCUCCUCGAGUGGGUUACUUGGGGUGGAGGCGGGCUGGGCGAUCCUUUGACACGACCUGCUGAAAAGGUCGCACUCGAAGUCCAUCGAAAGCUUGUUACGUUGGAUGGAGCGCGCCACGGGUACGGUGUUGUUGUGAAUAGUGACUUUACAGUGGACUGCUCAGCAACUGAACAGCUCCGGGCCAGGAUGCAGAUUGAGCGUGCUCAGUCGGGUAAUCUUUCGAUUUAUGAUCGUGGUGGAAGUAUCGAGAAGUUGCGGGAAAGAUGCCUUGAAGAGACAGGGCUUGCUCCCCCUUCGCCUCAAUGGGACGUCGAACUUUAUGGGCCGCAUGCAGGAAAGGAGUAUGUCAAGACGUGGUACGCCGAUAUGAAAUUUCAGAAAGGGUGGAAGAUUGAAUAG
Messenger RNA from Penicillium subrubescens, 4062 nucleotides. RefSeq lists its product as uncharacterized. Gene Ontology annotation, molecular function: 5-oxoprolinase (ATP-hydrolyzing) activity. Gene Ontology annotation, cellular component: cytosol. The transcript has a single exon. Bases 1 to 4062 code for a protein of 1353 amino acids. Gene Ontology annotation, biological process: glutathione metabolic process. The record is from RefSeq and is a predicted model, not a curated record. Lineage: Eukaryota; Fungi; Ascomycota; Eurotiomycetes; Eurotiales; Aspergillaceae.